AUGAUAUUAGAUCCAGCCUCACCAAAUGAAGAAAGUCAUACGAAAGAAGAAAUUAUACAGUUUUGGGCAUCUUUAGAAGAGAUCCUUAAUCACCCAAAGACAAAGGACAAGACAAUCCUUAAUACUUAUCUCGUACAAUAUUUGAAGGAGGUGACCGAUUCAUAUAAAGUGUUCAUCAACACGGACGAGGAUUUGUUUAGGAUGGCUUUACUGCUAGCUGAAUCGUUUUUAUUUGAAGAUAUUGAAAAUAAGAACUUUUGUAUCAGUAAAUUCCUGUCAUUGCUUAACAUUGAUCUUCUGGAGAUCAAUAUGAAGUUUGUUAUAACGUACAUUCUUUUAUUUGAGGCUAAAAGGAAUAUUAACUCCCUAGAGACUAUGUUGCAGUUUCAAGGAUUCACAGUAUUUUACAAUACUUUGUACACCGAGUUUGCAUAUCUUAACAAAUAUGGUGAUAAUGAGGACCAGAACUCCAAUGACAAUAAACCCCUCACUGACUUAGACUACGCAAUUGUGGACGAAAUGAAACAAAUUUGUACCGUUUUGCUGGAUAUAUUGUAUCAAAUGUUCAAAUAUUGCAAAUGUACUAUUUCAAAUGUUCAAUUAGUUGACGAUUUCUUUGUACAUUUUUUGAUAAGGUCAAUCAGGUCUGAUACUUUUACAGACUUGUACAAUAAUUCUCAAUUUAAAGUUAUUUUGGCCCUGAAUGAACAGUAUAUGAUGUUUGGUAAAGAAUAUAACAUUCCAAAUAAAGUGCUCAAAUUUUUAGUCACUACAAAUAUUUCAAAGGGUUUCAUGGAGCUGCUACUUCUGAAAUUCAAUAGGUUGGAAGACUGUUCAUUGCAAAUUAUGAUGUGUAAAAUAUUGUACUUAAUAUUGACGACUACUGCUCAUAAUAUAGCCAAAGACUUCUUUUACCUCAAUGAUCUUUACGUCUUCGUUGAUGUUCUGAUAAGAGAACUACAAAAUAUAUCAGAAAACCAGGAGGCUUUAAGAAACACUUAUCUAAGAGUAUUGAUCCCUUUAUUACAAAAUACCGAAUUGUCUACGACGCACUAUAGAAAGAAUGAACUUUGUAAGGUACUAGAGUACCUAUGCAAUCUAGAUAAUAUAUGUGACAGUGAUAAAAUUUUGAGCGAACAUAAGACAACAGUAAGACUGGCCUCCAAAUGUCUAUCUUCGGUUAGUUGGUUACAACAUCCAGCCACGAAUGAUAGUGGUUCGAAUAGUAGCAAUGGCUCAAGUGAUAAUCUGAGUAGAGUUUCUACAAUAAGCGCUAAUGCAAUGGCAAUCAGUGAAGGUUCGACUAAAGUCUUCAAUGAAUAUGACAUCUCAACAGAGUCUCUUGAAAAGAGGAAGACGAAACCACCACCUCCUCCUCCGUCAAGAAAACUGAGUGCGCCAAGAGGACUAAGUUUGUCCAGUACUCUUGCUGGAGUUCACUCACGCAAUUUUAAUGACAAUUAA
Molecule: messenger RNA, 1464 nt
Organism: Kazachstania africana CBS 2517
Lineage: Eukaryota; Fungi; Ascomycota; Saccharomycetes; Saccharomycetales; Saccharomycetaceae
Gene: LDB17
Product: Ldb17p
Exons: 1
Coding region: 1-1464 (487 amino acids)
Biological process (GO): endocytosis; actin cortical patch assembly; actin cortical patch localization
Cellular component (GO): actin cortical patch
Molecular function (GO): Arp2/3 complex binding
Source: RefSeq, a predicted model, not a curated record